AUGCAACGACUGCUUCGGCAAAUGACGUUAUCCCGCAAGAAAUCAAUAGAUCUGGAAACACAAGCCGACUCGGUCAUCCAGAAGUUGACAUACAAUAAGCGCAUGGAAUUUAUCCAAUUUCUGUUCGAUGUCAAGCCUGAAAUCCUCACCGGCUUCCCUGGAAUCGAAUCAUACUGUGACUAUUUAGAGCAUGAUGCUUUCCAGUCAUUGAUGGACCCAGAAUUUAGCUUGAUCUGGGAAUUUAUAUCCUGCAAAAAAGCCAAAGAGAUCACAGACUGUUGGGACUGGUGUCUUGCAGUGUUGCAGGUGACACAGUCUGAAUAUCCCGAAGUCAGUAUACACGACAUAGCACAGCGCCUCGAAGAGCAGAUUGGUCCCUUGAAAACGAAUAUAGGGCGAGUCCAGGAUAAGAGUUAUCUUUACAUCGCGAUUUUCGGGGUUCUGUGCUGGUCAAGCCUGGUGGUGCGGCCUAGGUUGAUCUUCACAGAUGCUGUGUCGCCGAAUUUCACAUGCCUCCUGCCACACGACCCCAAAUCGACAUUAAAAUCCCCCUCCAACAAACUAGUUGACAGAUGUAAGCGGCCAUUACUGACCACUUUUCGGUCGUUCAAACCACAGAACUGGGGUGACCAGUCAAGUGAACGUAUAGUUGAUGGAUCGAGACCUCGAGAAACGGAUAGCCUGUACGUGGCAAGCCUCAACGUCUACUCGUUACGCUACUUUGGGCACGUCACCAUUCAAUGGGUCGAUACCAUCAACGAGCAUCUACGGUUCAAUCCAGCUGAUCGUCGGCUGUCCCUGUUUCGCUUUCCCACAUUCUGCGCAUUGCUUGCUAGCCAUGGAGAAAAUGUUUGCCCCACGAUUAGAAGUAUUCAUGAGCAACUUGACCCUUUGUCCCCGGAGGAGAAGGACCAGUGUUGCGUUAGUCUAGAACAAGAGAUUAUCCUCUCCUACCGCCUUCUUGUUGGACAAGACGACAAGUCCAGAAAGGUUGCACGUGAAGAAAUUUGCAUGUUGAAGAACUCGUCCGCAGAUCAAAUUGUGGACAGAAUGCUCUCGGAUCUCUGCGAACGCAAGUAUGACUGUGGCAGUCAGUGGUGGAAGACAUGCGACAAAGUCUUGCAGAGCUAUCCAUCCGAGGUAUGGCCAAUCACAUGUCGGACCAUGGAAGGCCAUCUUCAGCAAAGCGACGUAUACAGCGCUCGAGACGACUUCCCAAGGCUUGGACCACGGUUGAUCAAGCUCCAGCAGUUCAAUACACGUCAGAGACCCAGUAAGCUGACCGAUCUGUGGCGCGAUAGGCGCAAUCCUUUACAAUGGUACACAUUCGGGGCUGUGUUACUGGUUGGGGGAGUGGCGAACAUUCUGGCAGCACUUCAGCUCCUGGUCUCUAUUGCUGCACUGAAGUUCUAG
This is a messenger RNA of Penicillium cosmopolitanum, 1413 nucleotides long. RefSeq lists its product as uncharacterized. The record is from RefSeq and is a predicted model, not a curated record. The transcript is spliced from 2 exons. Lineage: Eukaryota; Fungi; Ascomycota; Eurotiomycetes; Eurotiales; Aspergillaceae. Bases 1 to 1413 code for a protein of 470 amino acids.